AUGCCGGACAGCGGAGGCGCGACCGUGCUCGACGACCUCCCAGAGUGGAUCCUUGUGGAAGAGAUCUUCAUCCGUUUGCCGCCCAGGGACAUCGUCCGCUGCCGAGCCGUCCGCAAGUUGUGGCAAAGUGCCACCUCCACGGACAAGUUCAUGCUGGACCACCACCGCCGCCAGCCCUUCCUCCCGAUCCUCAGCCACGUCGUUGAACCGCAGAAAACCAGCCUCGUGUUAUCCUUUGACGCCGAUGCAGUCCAGCGACGGCUCUGCCCGGUCAUCCGGACCUUAUACUCCGGUAUACUCGAGGCUACGUGUGAUGGCCUCCUCAUCGUCUCCCACGGAGCCACAGCGCAUGAGUUCUUCAUCUGCAACCCGGUCACCCGCAGGUGUGCUCCCCUACGGACGCCUCAGAACCUACUGAACUAUUACUACCAGAUUGUCGGCUUCUAUCGGCACAAACCAUCCGGGCAGUACCGAGUGCUUUGGGUCUCUUGUCCGACAAACAACACAAAUCACAGAACUUUUUACUGUGUCAUAGCGGUGGGAUCCGAUUAUACAAGACAAAUCGGACAAGGAUGCAUCCGGCAACCAACAUCGUCAUCACCUUCCUUGGAACUGGCGUUACGCGAGCGGCUGCCCGGUUCGUCUGGCUAUCCGCCAAUCGACCACCGUGGCAGCUUGCACUGGACAAUUGUAAGAUACGACCGCUGUGAUGCCGGCUACAUAAUGGUGUUCAAGACAGCAGAUGAAACAUUCCGGUUGAUGUGCUGUCCAGCCCAGUUGCCCUCACAACAGUUGCUGUUGGAGAUAGAUGGCACUCUUGCUUUGUGUGGCAUCAGCAGUGAUAGAGUCACCGUAGAUGUUUGGGUGGUACAAGACUAUGACGCUGAAGCCUGGUCCUUCAAGCAUCGGAUUUAUUUAUCAGGGAUGGAUGAAUCACCAUUUGUUGACUUGAAGGUUCCUAGAAUGGCUGUGCUUAGUGAUGGUGAGCUGCUGAUCCAGUUUGCUCCUAGGCAUGUGGUUCGCUGUGACAUUGAUGGCAGGUUUGUAGAAUAUGUGAAAAGCGAAGAGGACCAAGACAAGAACUUGUGGCUUACCCGGCAUCGCCUCCAGGAGAGCCUUAUUCCCCUUCCAUUAUCCAACGAGAUGCAAGAAGGAGGUGCUGCGAGUGUGGAGCCUCCAUUCUUCAUAGGGCUAUAG
Messenger RNA from Triticum turgidum subsp. durum (durum wheat), 1197 nucleotides. Lineage: Eukaryota; Viridiplantae; Streptophyta; Magnoliopsida; Poales; Poaceae. The record is from the annotation of a GenBank genome assembly.